UAAAAGGAAAAAAAAAAAAAAGACUCGUCAUACUCAUAAUAUCUCAAACUUGGAAGCAAACGGACAAGGGCGCUGUGCUGUAGCGCAGCGACCAUGGCAAUCGAUCCAAUUGAAGCAUUCUCGCCUCCCUCUCACUCAUCUUCCCAUUUCAGUCAACAGCGCCACUUCUAUGUUGCCGUUGAUAGGCUCCAGUUUAAGAUGGUCCCCUUCUCUCAAUCUAUGCUCGAAACCUUAGUGGGCUUGUUGGACGUGGCCGGUCGCCGUCCGUCGUUGCCGAUGAUUGUGUGUUGUAGUUCUCGUGACGAACUCGAUUCUGUCUGCUCCGCCGUCUCCAACCUCCAAUACAUCUCAUUGGCCUCUUUGUACAGUGACCUUGCCGAAGCAGACCGUGCACUGAUUUUAGAGAAAUUUCGGCAAACAACAUCAAGGUGGAGCCAAAAGUUCAGUUCUCUAUCAGAAGAAAAAUGUGAGGGUGAGAAAGUUGGAGAAAAAUCUCACAUGAUUGUAGUAACAGACGCCUGCCUUCCACUUCUUGCUUCUGGGGAGUCGCCUCUUUCUGCCCAUGUUUUGAUAAAUUAUGAGAUACCAACAAAGAAGGAAAUAUAUAUGAGGCGCAUGACUACCUGCUCGGCCUCAGAUGGGAUCUUGAUCAACAUGGUUGUUGGAGGAGAAGUGGUAACUCUCAAAAGCAUUGAAGAAAAUAGUGGCCUUGUUAUUGCUGAGAUGCCCAUUAAUGUAAGUAUAUUACUACUUGCUUUCAUCUCCAUGUCUUUGAUGGAUAUAAAUUUUUGCUUAGGUAAUCAUUCUCAGAUAAUUAUUCUGAUAUUAAUUGGUCUUUUUCCUACAAAACAAAAAAGUCGAACUGAAGUUGGAAAGUUUGCAGAUUUCUGAAAUUUUGUAAGGAUGUCGGCUACAAUGGAACAUCUAAGGACAACACAGAAGGUUUGAUUAGAAGGUGUUUUACCCCUACCAACUGAUCAUUGUCAAUGAUAACUUAUGUUGGUUGAUCUGUACUUGAGAGAAUUUUCCAGUCUAUUGAACAGGGGGCUAUUUAUCGAGAGAAUGGAAUGCUGAGAUAAUUUGGUGUUCAAA
Messenger RNA from Cucumis melo (muskmelon), 1092 nucleotides. RefSeq lists its product as uncharacterized. The record is from RefSeq and is a predicted model, not a curated record. The transcript has 6 exons. Lineage: Eukaryota; Viridiplantae; Streptophyta; Magnoliopsida; Cucurbitales; Cucurbitaceae. Bases 94 to 891 code for a protein of 265 amino acids.